This is a messenger RNA of Branchiostoma belcheri (Belcher's lancelet), 2801 nucleotides long. RefSeq names its product dysferlin-like. The transcript is spliced from 26 exons. Bases 63 to 2801 code for a protein of 912 amino acids. Gene Ontology annotation, cellular component: membrane. The record is from RefSeq and is a predicted model, not a curated record. Lineage: Eukaryota; Metazoa; Chordata; Leptocardii; Amphioxiformes; Branchiostomatidae. Gene Ontology annotation, biological process: membrane fusion; plasma membrane organization.
CAGGACUUGGGGUACGAAGGGCACAAAUCAGAGCCGCUCCGUCCUAGCAGAGGGACAGCAGCAUGGCGCUGGUCUGUUCCAGUGUCUCUGUGGAUCUCGAAGCGUCGCUUGCUGACACGCAGGAACAUCGACUGUACGUUGGGCUUCAGUUCCGAGGUGAGACAUUCAAGACGUCAUCAGUGGAUGUGAGAGUUCGAGACGAAGGUUCUCCCCGUCCUGCCAGAUGGAACAAGCAGAAUAUCACGUGGAACCUGGUGGAACUGGGGCUGAACAUCGAGGCUGACCAGUUGUCUGUGGUGCUUAAGGAAAAAAUCAGACUAUUUAAGGACAGGGUAUUUGGUCGAGCAAAUAUCUCCCUAAAGGAAGUAUUCACCAACCCCGGCAACAAGACAGCGCUAUCCUCCCAUCUACACGAUGAGACUGGAAAGGCACUACAGUCCAAAGUGACCCUCAGGCUGACGUAUAUCCCACCUGGACAAGCCGAGGACAGCUCACUUCCCAUGCCUCCGUCUGAAUCUGAAUCAGACUCUGAAGAAGAUGAGGAUGAUGAUGACACCAGUGAAGAAACAGCGGAGAGAAGAGACGACGUCGACCAGCCCGACCAUUGGGGCGGCAUGGAAGCAGCCAACUACGAUGUAGAAAACUCGGCAGGAGUGGUGAAGGGUUCAGCAAUCAUUCUGGGGACUAAACCACUUUUGAGGAAGGAAGAGGAGCUGUCCGAGACAGUACAGGACUUCCAGGUCAGGGUUCGGCUGAUUGAGGGUAGAAGCCUGUACGGAGAGAACGUCAGCCCGGUGUGUAAGAUUACACUGGCCGGGAGAACCAGACAAAGUCGGGUUUGUCGUCACCAACACGAUCCAAACUUCAAUGAGUCUUUUUUCUUCAAUUUCCACGAGUCACCCGCUAACCUACUCCAGGAGUGCUUGUCAUUCACGGUGUUUGACUCACGUAGGUGGAGAAGGGAUGCAUUGAUAGGAUCGUUCAAGAUCGACCUUUUGACUAUUUACCAACAGCCAGAGCAUGCCUUGCUGAGUAAAUGGAUGCUGCUGACUGACCCUGAUGACGUAGCCGCCAGUUCUAGAGGGUUCCUGAAAGCCAGUCUGGUGGUCCUGGGGCAUGGGGACUCGGCUCCAGUGGAGAAGCCAGAUGAUAAACUGACGGAGAAAGGGAACAUCGAAGAAAAUCUUCUUCGGCCAGCUAUAACAAAGAUGAUUCCAGCCAAUCUAUGUGUGAGGGUUUACCACGCUAAGGACCUCCCUGAGACCGAUGGGGGAUCUCUGCUAAGUUGCGGAAACAGCCUGCCCGAUGCGUAUGUGUUGGUGCAUUUCUCAGGCAAAAAGUUGGAAACAAAGCUGCUGAAAGACAAAGGAAAUCCACAUUGGAACCAGGAGCUACGAAUUGAUUAUAAGUUCCCAACGCUUUCCAAAGAAGUCAAGAUUGAGAUAUACGAUGAGGACCGCAUGAGAUUUGAUGACUUGAUUGCCACCACCUUUCUUAGAAGUGAAAGAAUCUCUUUUCCUGGUCAAAAAGGAUUUUUGCCCAGUUUUGGACCAUGUUACCUCAAUCUGUAUGGACCACCCAUGGAUGGACGAACAAACGUCUCCUCAUCACUGGAAGAUGAGAUGGAGAAGGGAAAAGUAGAAGGUGUGGCCUACAGAGGGCGACUGAUGGUUGAGCUAAGAACAGAACUUUCUCAGGCCAAGAGCAAACCUGGAGUGUCUGACAUCAAAAGAAAGGCCAUGGAUCGCAUGAAGGACCUACGAGCUACGCGUAACUACAGAGUUUUUGUGGCCCUGCUUGAGGCCACGUUAAUAGAGAGAGGAGGUGGAGACGUCAGGUUUGAAGUCAGCAUGGGCCACUACGGCAGCAGUACACCGGGCUGGGAGAAGUUCGCCAUCUUUUCAUCGACUUCACCGACUCAACUUAUGCAAAGCGACGGUGAAGAAGAGAACUUGUACCAUGUACCCUGGGACGGCACGUGCCCUGUACUGACCCUUUCCUGUGCGUGGGAGGAUAUCGUACACAGACUACAGACGCACAACGCCCUCAUCAACCUACACAGGACACUGAAUGACAAAGCGGAUGAGCUUAAGGCUAUCUGUGAGAAGAGAUGUAUCAGCAACAACUUUUCUGCUGCCGUGAAACAGUUCAUGACUGACAUCACCAACGAAUGCACGUUGGUGAAACAGAUGCUGAUAGAAUGUGGUGACGAAGGAAGCUGCAGGGUCUUCAACAACCUUGACAGAAAGUUGAAGACCUACAGAUUACACCAACUGUCACGGCUUGUGUAUGACGCCAAACGAGCUGCUGACAUCCUGGGCAACGCGCAGACAGAGUGUGACCUAAGAGGCCUUGAUCUGCAAGUCAGCUUCAUACCCCAGUCAGACGACAUCGAUGGCACUUCUGACGAAGCUACCGGGCACAAUCGUAUUGCCAAACAGACAACGAGUUACGAUAUUGCGGGGCUCCUGAAGACUAUUAUGGACUUAUCAGAUGAUCCACAGCUGAGUCUGCCGGAUAUUUUCCUGUGGCUUGUCAUCAAUGAUAAGCGCGUGGCCUACCGCCGCAUCAAGCCUGCCCAGGUCUUCUACUGCUCCGAUGCGAGGGCACGCGGUGAGCUCUGUGGGUCUGUACAUUAUGUCAACCUCAAGGACAAUGAUGCCCAGCGUAUCUUCCGCAACACACUCCCGCGCGGUUUGACUGUAGAAGACGAUGCCACAUCCGCUGGGCAGAUGCAACGGGUGGCUACAGAACAAGGGGACACCUGUGGUUUAUCAGUACUGCAUGCCAUGGUAGUUUAA